This is a messenger RNA of Triticum aestivum (bread wheat), 861 nucleotides long. RefSeq lists its product as uncharacterized. The record is from RefSeq and is a predicted model, not a curated record. The transcript is spliced from 3 exons. NCBI's taxonomy places the organism in Eukaryota, Viridiplantae, Streptophyta, Magnoliopsida, Poales, Poaceae. Bases 19 to 846 code for a protein of 275 amino acids.
CUCAUUGAGUUUGUUGCAAUGAACACGAAUCACAUACUCUCUGAGUUCAAACACAAGAACAAAUCUAUCACCUUCACCAAGCUUAUGGUGAAAAGGAUUUUCAACGUGCCAUCCGGUGAUAGACCCGUGAAGCUUCUAAAGAAGAGUGAUGAACAUGAUCUUCGCAGCAUCUACAAGGAGGGGAACAGGGCUCCAAUCGCCCAUGUUGUCAAGUUGCUCACUAGUUGCAGUGAGGAGGACGUGGUUAUGAUAAAUAGGACUUGGGCACUCCUUGCGUUGGCAACAGUUUUGUGCCCAGGCACGGGCAAUAUGGUGAAUCUCGAGUAUCUUGCUUCCCUUGAAGAUAUGUCUUUGGUGCAUGAAUUCGCUUGGGAUGAGCACUUGUUGGCACGAGCUAUGGAGGAGGUUGGAGUCUUUCAAGAGAAGAAGAGGAUGCAAGCAAACACAGAAAAAGAGUUUCAGAUUGCUUCAUGCAUUCCCAUGUUAGCGAUCAUAUACAUGGAUCAUGUUGAUAUCCCGGCUGGCCUCCCAAAUGAGCAUGCUAUUGAUUAUUCCGUGCCAAGGAUACGUUUUGUUUGUCAAAAGGAUUUUGAGUGGUUGGAUAAAGUUGACAAAAACAAGCUCACUCUUGUCCAACCUUUCUACGGGAAACACACCCAUAUCCGGAUUUUGUGCAACACCCCCUAUGCAGCACAACUUGUGGGACAGGAAGUUGGUGCUGAAGCAGCUAGUGGGAAGGGAGUUGGUGCUGAAGCACCUAGUGGCCAAGGAACUAGUGGCCAAGGCAGCCAAAUUCAAGGUGCUGAAAUUCAAGCAGAGGACUCUCAAUCAAAUGAGGCUCAAUAAAAUGUUGAUGUUGAA